UCCAAAUAUCGUUCUAAAAAAGCUAAGACAAUAAAAGAAAAACAAAAGGUAGUUCAGUAUGACAAAUAUAGCAAACCAUCAUUUUUACUUCAGUAUUCAGACUUACUAAAAUAUAUUCAUGAUUUAAUCAAGUAUAGAUUAGCAGAUGUAUAUAGAUGUAAAGAAGCUAUUAAACAAAGGCAUAUCAUUAUCUCACCUGAGUAG
Messenger RNA from Racocetra persica, 204 nucleotides. The record is from the annotation of a GenBank genome assembly. NCBI's taxonomy places the organism in Eukaryota, Fungi, Glomeromycota, Glomeromycetes, Diversisporales, Gigasporaceae.